Sipha flava (yellow sugarcane aphid) is the source of this 1436-nucleotide messenger RNA. Its product is annotated as trans-1,2-dihydrobenzene-1,2-diol dehydrogenase-like. Lineage: Eukaryota; Metazoa; Arthropoda; Insecta; Hemiptera; Aphididae. Bases 394 to 1380 code for a protein of 328 amino acids. The transcript is spliced from 7 exons. Gene Ontology annotation, molecular function: nucleotide binding. The record is from RefSeq and is a predicted model, not a curated record.
UAGCAUCACAGAGUCUCUUACGUUGGACGCUUAUAUGUGUUCAUAGCAGUGAAAGAGUUAAUUAUAUAUUUUCUAUAUGUUGUUUAUGAAGUCAAGAAGUAUAUGUUUAAUAAUAAUACAUUAAUUAAUAUGCUACAAAAGCAUUCAUGUAUAGAUUUUGUAUGUGUAACAAGUCGACGACAGACAGCGCAGGUUCACCGAUAUUUUAGUGCGAAAACAGUGUUACAUUAUACCGGUGAAUUGUGCAAAGAGCUUUAAGUUUAACACGUCCAUCCGUACAAGUUCGCUAUAGUCGCUGCCAAGGUCGUACUGAUUAAAAUACGAGCAGCCUUUAACUGCCCCAAGUAUUGUACUUUUCUCGUGCACAGUAACACAGUUAAUACUAUAGUUCAAAUGGCGACUAGAUGGGGAAUAAUAGGUACCAGCAAUAUAUCUCACGAUUUUGUCGUCGCUAUGAACACGUUACCGCAGACGGAACAUAUGGUCACGUCGGUCGCCUCUAAGAACAUGGCCAGGUCCAAAGAAUUUGCGAAACAUUUCGGAAUCCCCAAGGCGUACGAUUCUUAUGCUGCUAUUGCCAACGACCUGGACGUGGAUGUGGUAUAUGUUGGUACCCUCAAUGAACACCAUUACUCCGUUAGUCGUUUAAUGUUGGAAAACGGCAAAAAUGUCUUAUGCGAAGAAUCUUUCUGUCAAAAUGUUAAACAGGUCGAAGACCUCGUCGAACUUGCGAGGUCAAAAAAAUUGUUCCUUAUGGAAGCUAUGUGGAUGUUUUUCACACCAGCUUUUACUAUUCUAAAAGAAGAAAUCGACAAAGGUACAAUCGGAGAACCAUUACAAAUAAUUUCAUCGUUUGGCACGCCGAUGCCCGAAUCACUAAUUUAUCAACGAAAUAGUGGCGGAUCGAUUUUAGAAUUAGCAGUAUUUUCGGUUUAUAUGAGUCAACUGUUAUUCGGUCCUGAGAAGCCACUGAUCUAUGGAACUUGCGGACAGUUAACAGAAUCUGGAUUUGACAAAGACGCCAGUGUAAUUCUUAAGUAUAGCAACGGUAAAAUUUCUACAUUUUUCAGUCACUUUAAAGUAAAAUUACCGAAUGAAGCUAUUAUUUUUGGUACUAAAGGAAGCAUCAAAUUAUAUAAUCCAUUUUGGUCAGCCAUUAAAAUGACUGUAAAAGGAAAUGAUAUUGAUAUUGAUGUACCUCCAACGAAAGAAGCAACAAAGUACCGUAACAGUGUACAACUGAUUUACGAGAUUCAAGAAGUCAGAAAUUGCUUAAUGAAAGGUCUCAAGGAAAGCAUUAUAGUCCCAUGGUCUCUAAGUAUUGAAAAUGCAAUUUUGCUAGAAGAUAUAAGGAAACAAUUAGGAGUAGUAAUCAAUUAAUAUAAACAAAAUUUAAUGUUAAAUAACCAUUUAAAUUUAUUCAUUCAAAUAAAAGA